This is a messenger RNA of Fomitopsis serialis, 1002 nucleotides long. RefSeq lists its product as uncharacterized. The record is from RefSeq and is a predicted model, not a curated record. Bases 1 to 1002 code for a protein of 333 amino acids. NCBI's taxonomy places the organism in Eukaryota, Fungi, Basidiomycota, Agaricomycetes, Polyporales, Fomitopsidaceae. The transcript is spliced from 3 exons.
AUGUCCGCCGCACCAUCCACCACCCAGCCCAUCGCCAUCUCGCACACCCGCGCCUCCGCCAGCUUCCUCGAGCUCGCCUCCCCCGCAAGCUCCUCCUCAUCCCCCUCCUCGCCCACCCCCUCCUCCGCCUCCUCGAGCAGCAGCGCCCUCUCGCCGACGCUCUCCGACUUCGCCCUCCCGCCCGCGGACCCGUGGCGCACCGCCGCCGCCGAGGCCGCCGCGGGCAUCCACUACGCGCUCGAGGCGUUCCCCGCGCCCGGCCAGACCGUGCUCGGCCCGCCGUUUCGCAACGCGCCCCUCGCCGUCGGCGCAGGCGCGCGUGUCGUGCUCCUGGACGCGGAGGGCGAGGACGCGGGCACGCUGCAUGUGCGCGCGCGCGUGCUCGAGACGGGCGAGGUCGGCUAUCUCCCCGCGUGGAACGUGGAGGGCGCGCUGGAGCGCCUCGCGAGGGUGAACAUGGAGUUCAACGAGGCGGCGACCUGCCCCGCGGAGCGCACGACGCUGUCGCGCCGGAGCCAUUCCGCGCCCGACGUCUCCCGACGGCCCGACGCGCACGCGGACUCCCCCUCCUCCUCCCCCUCCUCGCACCUCCACGCCAUCCUCGCGCACAAACACGACCACUGCAUCCCGUUCUCGACGCGGCUCACGUACCGCGCCGCCGGCCCGGCCUUUGCGGAGGACGACGAGGACGUGGACCCGUUCCUGUUGGACGCCGACGAGACGUACAUCGGGCGGACACGCGGCGCGCGGAGGAAGUCGGUCGGGUUUGCGGAGGUCGCGCGGCCGACGGUGUUUCGGUACCCGAGUGCGGCGCUGGUUGAGGCGUACUACGGGGAGGCUUUCGAGGAAGAGGAGGAACACGAAGGGGACGAGCGGGAAGAGGGAGGAGGGAGGAGGACGAGGAGUGGUGUAUGUAUUGAUAAGCUCGGGACUUGGAAGGUUCUCCUACUGUGUACGUACCAGCACUACGUAUCCGAUAUGCGUGUAUGCUCAAAGGAAUGA